Molecule: messenger RNA, 1689 nt
Organism: Kwoniella botswanensis
Lineage: Eukaryota; Fungi; Basidiomycota; Tremellomycetes; Tremellales; Cryptococcaceae
Exons: 6
Coding region: 1-1689 (562 amino acids)
Biological process (GO): maltose catabolic process; sucrose catabolic process
Molecular function (GO): alpha-amylase activity; sucrose alpha-glucosidase activity; glucan 1,4-alpha-maltotriohydrolase activity
Source: RefSeq, a predicted model, not a curated record
AUGGAAGAUGCCGAUUGGUGGCGACAAGCUAUCGUCUAUCAAAUCUAUCCUCGAUCAUUUGCCGAUCUGAAUGGAGAUGGGAUAGGUGAUUUGCAAGGUAUCACAUCCCGUGUCCCAUACUUGAAAGAGCUGGGUGUGGACGCAGUUUGGUUGAGUCCUUUUUACCCUUCGGCAUUGAAAGAUGGUGGUUAUGACGUAGCGGAUUAUCGAAAUGUCGAUCCCAAGAUUGGUACCCUAAAAGAAUUCGAUGAGAUGAGUCGUGCAUUGAAACAAGCUGGUAUAAGGGUUAUAGUGGAUAUCGUACCUAAUCAUUCGAGUGAUGAUCAUCAGUGGUUCAAGGAUGCUCUGAAAGCUGGUAAAGGUUCUACUGAAAGGGAUAGAUAUAUCUUUAGGGAUGGUCUGGGCGCAGAUGAAUCUGAACCUCCAACAGACUGGCAAUCCAUAUUCGGUGGACCAUCCUGGACCCCCUCCGGAACGGGAGACGGUCAAUGGUAUUUCCACUGGUACGAUUCCUCCCAACCCGAUUUCAACUGGGAAAACGCCGAUGUCCGAGAGGAUUUCCUCGCAACACUCAAAUUCUGGGGUGAUAGGGGCGUAUCGGGAUUCCGUAUAGACGUAGCACACGGUCUGGCAAAAGAUAUGUCCGAACCACUACUAAACUGGAACGAGCUGAAGAAAUUGACAGAGAGGAAAUUGCAGAAUGGGAAUGGGAGUUUGAAACAUCCUUUAUUAGAUAGAGAGGAAGUGCAUGAGAUAUAUAAAGAUUGGAGAAAGUUGUUUGAUACCUAUGAUCCACCUUUAAUGGCCGUAGCAGAAGCUUGGGUAGCACCCGAUCAAAAGGGUUUAUACGCCUCUUCAGAUGGGUUAGGACAAGCCUUUUCAUUCGAUAUGUUACUUUGUAACUUCAACAUUCAAGAGUAUCGGGAAUGUAUCGAUCGAUCGAUAGCGGAAGCCAAGAGGCAUAAAUCAAGUACCACUUGGGUAUUGUCAAAUCAUGAUGUUAUUCGACACGCCACUCGAUUCGGUUUACCUGAUGUACCCAACUCGAACCUCAGAGUAGCCAAGAAUGCCCUUAACCCUUUCUUAGCCGAUAGUUUCAAGAGUACCAAGCUCGACAUCGAAAGCGGUCUGAGAAGGGCUAGAGCAGCUAUAUUAAUGAUUCUCGCUUUACCCGGGUCAACCUAUAUAUAUCAAGGUGAAGAAUUAGGGUUACAAGAAGUGGUAGAUAUCGAACCUUCACAACGACAAGAUCCAGCAUUUCAUCGUACGAAAGGUGAGGAAAUAGGCAGAGAUGGAUGUAGAGUACCUCUCCCUUGGUCAUCAUCUUCUCCAAACUUCGGUUUUGGUUCAGACAAACCAGCUCAUCUACCUCAACCACCUUGGAUGAAAGAUUAUGCUGUAGAUAUACAAUCAACCGAUCCGGAAAGUACAUUGAACCUCUACAAGGAUGCUUUAAAGUUGAGGAAGCAACUUCUAGGUCCUGAAGAUGAAUUUGAAUGGGUCGAGAAUCGUGAUGAACAAGUACUUCAUUUUAGGAGAUCAGAAGGAUGGGAGGUGGUUGUGAAUGUCGGAAAAGAUGAGGUGGCAUUACCUACGGGGGAGGUGCUGCUAAGUUCGAACGGCAAGUUGGAAGAGGGUUCGAAGGGGAAGAUACCGGGAGAAACGACAGUGUGGCUGAAGAAUGUUUAA